Messenger RNA from Sinocyclocheilus anshuiensis, 1017 nucleotides. Its product is annotated as calcium/calmodulin-dependent protein kinase II inhibitor 2-like. The coding region runs from base 36 to 275 and encodes 79 amino acids. Gene Ontology annotation, molecular function: protein kinase binding; calcium-dependent protein kinase inhibitor activity. The record is from RefSeq and is a predicted model, not a curated record. The transcript has 3 exons. Gene Ontology annotation, biological process: negative regulation of protein kinase activity. Lineage: Eukaryota; Metazoa; Chordata; Actinopteri; Cypriniformes; Cyprinidae.
CCCCACGACCUUAAGCUGGGAACUUGAGUAUAGCCAUGUCCGAAGUGCUGCCAUACAACGAGGGGAAGAUGAACGGCUACGGGGCGGACAGUGAUGUCAGUCAGCUCUCCUUCAGCUGUCGACUGCAAGACACGAACUCGUUCUUCGGAACAUCACAGUCCAAAAGGCCACCGAAACUCGGGCAGAUUGGCAGGGCAAAACACGUGGUCAUUGAAGAUGACAGAAUAGACGAAGUUCUCAAAGGGAUGACAGACAAGUCAUCUCCCGGCAUGUAAACUUGAACGAUUAUACCUCGUCAACCUUUUCUUUUAAUCACCGGUUUGAAGCACUCGUCGCCUGUGCAUGUGAACGAGAGGUGAAGAUGAUGGUUCAGUGUACGAGUACAGGACAAAGGAUGAAGAGCCACUCUGGACAAUGGGUUAAAAUAGCGACAUUUGAAGAUGCUGGCAAUUCUCCAACUGAAACCCAUCCCAAACCGCUGCUGUGAAGAAAGCCUCCCAAGAUUUCUGGUCAUUUAGCCCCUCGUCUCGUAGACGCCGUGGGUCUGGGUGUGAGAUUUCAUCACGACAUCAACAAACAGAAGCCCCUGUUUCAUAGGCAUCUAUGAGCUGCUCGUUCAAGGGAGCUGUCCAGUUCAGCACCUGACGCACAACUUGACUGUCUUUCCAGAGAAAUAAGCUAUAUUUAUAUCUUGCAUGGAAAUGGGAUGAUGUAUGUAAUCGAGGGAAGAUUAAUUACAUGUUUUAUUCACUUCCUUCACAUCUACAUCCAUUCCAUUUUCAAUCCUUGACUGAUCAUAUGCCCAAAAUACAUUUUAUAGCCAACAAAGCCACUCAACGCCAGCAAGGAAGAUCUGAAGAAUCAGCAAUGGAGGGAAAAUGAGAAGGAGUACUUCUUGUUUGAUUUAUUGCGUCUUUUCUAUGACUGUUUAUUUGUUUGGCGUCGUGUAUAGAUUAAUAUAUACGGUUCUCUUUGCAUGAACUUCUCUCUUGUGCCAUUGCGGGUGUUUCCACCUCU